Molecule: messenger RNA, 859 nt
Organism: Notechis scutatus (mainland tiger snake)
Lineage: Eukaryota; Metazoa; Chordata; Lepidosauria; Squamata; Elapidae
Source: RefSeq, a predicted model, not a curated record
UUGCUUCUGUGGACCUUCCUCUCCCUGGCGGCCUCUUUCCUCCUGCCUGCAACAGGGGAGGUGAUGAGCAGUUUCGACUCCUGCAGUCAGUUCUUCUUGGGUGGGAAACCCCCCCAAGUUGGUGCCAAUGAAUCCGGCCAGAAUCUGCCAGUUCUAUAGAAACCGUUAUGAAUUUGCCACAAUGUACGAUAAAGAUUUGCGCAUCCCCCUGUUCUCAGCAUAUAAAUAUCGAUUUGAAGACAGUGAAGCACAGAAGGACUGGAUGAUUGAACCACAGCUUGCAAUGCCUUGGGACCAGCAACGCAAAAACAUGGAAUCGGAACAGGAUAGUGGAAUCGACCCCAAGGAACUUGCAAAGGGUCAGGCUGUUUUGAAGGAUUACGCAGGCACUUUGUCCUACAUCAAGGGGCAGCUGGCACCAUUUUCCCAUCAACUGGAUCAGGAUAGCAAAGAUGCAACCUUCACCUUAACCAACGUUGUGCCCCAGUUUAAAGAUCUUGCUAAUGGAUACUGGAAGCAAUAUAUAAGCAAUAUGAGAAAAGACGCAGAUGGAUGCAGUGAAACAUAUGUCAUUACGGGUGUGGUACCCGGUGAAGAUUCGAUCUCUGAAGGCAGAGUGAAUAAGCCCAGUUAUAUCUGGACUGCAGUUUGUUGUGUGUAUCCAAACCUCCACAAAACUUCCUGGUGAUUCAUUGCUGAUAAUACGUGGAAUCACUUAGAAAGGCUUAACUUGAGGCAGCUGGAACAAAAUCUUCAAGUCAAAUACGGGAAGCCCAUUAAUCUUUUCAAUGGUGCUUGCUAUGUCCAUGAAUAAUAAUUAAUAAGGUCACUCUCUGUCAGCCAAAUAGAGUUCACAAAG